Messenger RNA from Theobroma umbraticum, 1909 nucleotides. Its product is annotated as 4-coumarate--CoA ligase-like 9. Gene Ontology annotation, molecular function: CoA-ligase activity. The record is from RefSeq and is a predicted model, not a curated record. NCBI's taxonomy places the organism in Eukaryota, Viridiplantae, Streptophyta, Magnoliopsida, Malvales, Malvaceae.
AGGGCAGCUGUCAGUGUACUUACGUCAUCAAUAUCCAUUCCCUGUUUCCGUACAGAAACGCAAACGCAAAAACUCACCACUAAGACAAUUUUCAGCCGAAAAAUGGAUCAAAAAAACCCAACAAUGGAUCCCAAAAACGGCUUCAAUUCAAAGACUAAAACCUUCCACAGCUUGAGACCGCCCAUCAAUCUCCCUCCACAACACCUUCCUUGGACGGUAACUGCCCACGCUCUCUCUCUCCAAGCCACCUCUCCUUGGCCUCGUGACUCGGUUGCUCUUAUUGACUCUGCCACCGGCCAAAAAAUCACCUAUUCCGACUUAAUUCGCCGGAUAAACUCACUAGGUUUUUAUCUCAGAACUGUUAUCAAACUCUCCAAAGGAGACACCGCUUUCGUUCUUUCAACAAACUCGGUUGAGGUUCCCAUUCUUUACUUAGCUCUGCUUUCCAUCGGGGUCGUUGUUACACCAGCCAACCCACUCUGUACCGAGUCGGAAAUCUCCCGCCAAGUCGAGUUAUCAAACCCAGUGAUCGCUUUUGCAUUAAGCUCAAAUGCCCACAAGCUCCCCAAGCUUCGUUUCGGAACAAUUCUCAUCGACUCACCCGAGUUUAACUCAGCCAUGCAAACCAAGCCGGGGUUUAAUCAGGAAACGUAUCGAGUUGAAGUUUGUCAAUCCGAUUUAGCAGCCAUCAUGUACUCGUCCGGAACAACCGGAAGAGUCAAAGCAGUAAUGUUGACUCACCGGAAUUUAACCUCAGUGGUCACCGGCUAUUACUCCGUCAAAGGAGAAACUAAAACAGCGUCGGUCGUGCUUUACACCGUGCCGCUAUUUCAUAUGAUUGGGUUUUUCUAUGUUUUAAAAUCUGUUGCGUUAAGUGAAACGGUGGUGGUAAUGGGUCGUUUCGAUGUUAAGAAGAUGUUGAAGGCGGUGGAGGAUUUUCGGGUACAGCGGUUGACGACGGCGCCGCCGCUGGUGGUGGCAUUGCUUAAGGGUGGGCUGACCAAGGAUUUUGAUUUGAGUUCGUUGGAAUGGGUCGGCUGCGGGGGAGCUCCGCUCGGAAAAGAUGUGAUCGCGGCGUUUACAGAGAAGUUUCCGAACGUCCUGCUUACUCAGGGUUAUGGAAUGACCGAAACAGCAGGGGCAGCUUUUGGAUUUGUGGGUCGAGAAGCAUGUCAGCGCUGGGGCUCAGUGGGGAAGCUCGCAGCUUAUUGUGAAGCAAAGAUUGUAGACCCUGACACCGGUGAAGCCUUGCCUCCAUGCAAACAAGGAGAACUUUGGCUCAAAGGAUCCUCCAUAAUGAAAGGAUACGCUGCAGACCCAGAGGCAACUGCAGCUACUUUGGUUGCAGAUGGGUGGUUAAGAACCGGGGAUCUGUGUUAUAUUGAUGAAGAGGGUUUUAUGUUUGUGGUGGAUAGGCUUAAGGAACUGAUCAAAUACAAGGGUUAUCAGGUCGCUCCCGUAGAGCUGGAACAAUUGCUUCAGUCCCACCCUCAGAUAUCUGAUACUGCAGUGAUACCAUACCCUGAUGAAGAAGCUGGCCAGAUUCCAAUGGCAUUUGUGGUAAGGCAACAACAGAGCAGCCUGACUGAAGCAGAAAUCAUGGAUUUUGUUGCAAAACAGGUUGCACCAUACAAGAAAAUAAGGCGGGUGGCAUUCAUUAAUUCCAUACCGAAGAAUCCAGCAGGCAAAAUAUUGAGAAAGGAGCUGAGGAAGAUUGCCACCCCAGCAGGAACUUCAUCUAAGUUAUGAUCAUCUCUCUUUAAUCACAACAUAAGUGGUUGUAGAUUUACACACGUAAAAUUCUUAAAUAAAAGUAGAAAUCCAUAAUUUCUCUGCAUUUUUAUUGAAAUUGAACUGAUCUUGUAUCUGGAUUAAUAAUUCACAUGGAGCAUUAAUUUGUUGUACAAAU